AGGCCAACCACAGGCCAGUAUAGGCCUGAUAAGCAGAUGGUGAAAACCGGUGCCGCCAUCUUGUUCGAAUGUGUUAAAUGCACAAUAAUGCAGUCGUAGCGAGAUUUCGUUACGUUCUGUCUACUUUAAUACCGUACACAUUAUACAUAUUUAUCAGUGUGUUUAUUAAAUAUCUGUUAAGUGUUUUGUCAAGACAGUAAAAAUAUUCGCGAAGUACAUAGAAAAAUAAAUCUUAGAAGCAGAAACUAUCAAAUAUGCCGAAAGCUAGGUUAAUAACCCGGUCGGUGACAAUGGUUCGUCCACCAGAUAUGACGCUAAAUUUGGAAUGUGUCGAAGAGCCGUUGAGCGACGCUCAAUUGAGCUUUCGCACGAAAUAUAAAGAAAAUUUUAAUACGGUUUCUAAAACCUUAGAAGACUUAGUGAAAGAACGUGGUGGUAAACUUAUUUGUCAAACGGGCGUUGUUGCAGGAUACGAAUACACACUACCCAGUAGUGCUCCUCAUACCACGACAGUUACAACUAAUGCACAAGCUCAAGUACUCAGCGUUAAUCAAGCAAUACAAAACAAGGCUCAACCGAUAAAAUUAAGCAUGAUAAACAAUGCAAACCCUGGACAAGGAAAUAUUCAACUGGUGAUGGAUCCUCGAAUGGGAGUAAUAUUGGGAACAGUUGCUACUCAACCAGGCACACAAACGGCUACGACUAUAGCAACAGCUACUCCGCAUGUACAAACCGAAAAUUUCAAACCUACUACUGUAAGAACUGCCAGUCGUCCAAGAACAAAAGUAAUUCCGAUUUCACAACCUGAUAUUAUUGAAGAGCAACCAGCUCCACCUCAACCUAGGAACCGAUCGCGUCCAACGCCUACGAGUCACGUUGCACCUGUUACAACCAAUGCACCGAGUGUUCAGAAUGUAAGAGUCAAGACUGUCAGCAAACAAAUUCCGACGCCGGUUGCGCAACACGCAACGAGACCAACUGAAGACACCAGCAUCGGUGGAAUUGCAGUUAACAGCAAAAAUGCCGUUGGCGAUCAUAUUGAAGAAUCGAAGAAACAUUUACCUGACGGUAGGGAAAUAACGUUCAAUAAAAUAAAUGGAGGACGUACUUUUCCAUCGUUGGUCGUUGUUGCAAGACCGAAUCUUUGCACGAAAACUGUGACACCGCAAGUCGCGCAGAAAGAAAGAGGCGAAUUGGAUUUACAAGUAAAAAGUGUGCUGAUGUUAUCGGCGACGAAAUUCGCCGAGUGGUUGAUACAACAGGGUUUAGUGAGAUCCGAGCAAUAUUGUUCGCAGCAUAGUACUAAUUAUCAAAAAAUAAAACUAAAACUUGGAAUGUACAGUGAUACUGGAACUUUUCCCUAUUCUGGAGGAUACGUUUGGGUUUCAAGCUGCUGUCCAGACAGAUUCGUCUCUGUUUUUGCUGGUUCAAUCUUUCAAGGUGCGCCACAUCAACCGACAAUUCUUCUAAAAUUGAUCUAUCAUUGGGCUUGCCAAACGAAUAUUCAAAACGUCGUCUCUUGGGUGAAAGUGGGUAAUAUCUAUGUGAAAAAUUUCUACACAAAUCUUCGGAGUAUCUGCACGGCUGCAGUUUGGGACAAAUGCAAAAUAAUGGGCGGAAAGCAUUCCAUGAUUCAGGUCGGUGUCAUCAGUCUUGGCACGACAUCUCAAGAUGGAAAUUUACGCCAGGUAAAAGUUGAAGUCUUGGGCGUAUUGAAUCCAGAAACUUCAGAAUUAAGAUUAAGAGCCUGCGAACCUGUGAUUGAAGGCGAAAGAUCGUACAAACGUCGAUUCAACAAUAUUUUAAAUCCCUUGAAGGACUGGGUUCAUAAGGAUUCGACAAUUUUAACUGAUUUCACCGUUGACAAGAGUACACUUCAAGAAAUGGGGUUCACUAAUGUCACACAAUCGGCUUUCAGUGAACAAAAUCCUCGAAAUGCAACGAGCAAUUAUCACAUUAUGGAAUAUCUCCGAAAAAUUGUUCCAAGAAUGUUCCAAAAUACACUUAGUUUACUCAGUAGGCAAAUGAUUCAACAAUUUCUCGACGAGCUGGUUUGGAGGGAAAUAUUCGGUGCAACCGCCGCAAAAGGUUUUGAAAAUAUCAUUCGUCAUAUUGCUGAACAGACAAGAUUGGACUCAAACGAUGGUCUUUUAGAUCGAUUGGCAAAGAUUUCGGCUAAUCCGUUCAUUGACUGGUCCUAUUCGAAUUCGAGUCCUCCACCACUCGCUCCUAUGGUUUCGAUCCCGAAGGAACCCAGUGCCGAUGCACAUUCAAAGCAGAAUGAUAAAUUUGCGAAUCAAACUAAUAAAAGGAGUAGAAAAAGGGGCUGGCAAACGAGAAGUCCCGAGCCGGAGAGCAAACGUCGUACUCCCGAUUUUUCAGCUUUUGAUAAAGAGAAUAAAAUCGGGGAGAAAGUACAACUUCAAGAGUUUUAUUACGCGACGAUGGAUGGGAAUAAGGCUCAUUCACCGAAAGAGCAUAAAAACGCAUUUUUGUUCAAGUGUUUCCUUUGUAAUGCAACAAUGAGAAGCAACAGCGAAGUUAUGGAGCAUAUGAUCAGUCACGUCCCACGUCAAGUUCCUGGUCAAUCAGAUUCACCAGUUUGUAGAUACUGCUGCAGUGCUUUCUCUUCUCAACACCAGAUUGCUAUUCACGUGACCGAAACCCAUAGUUCUUUCGGUCACUCGGACAGCGAUAUGGUUGUGUGCGCGAUAUGCGAGCAUAAAUUCGGAAACAGUUCUUUACUGAUCAAUCAUUUAUCAUUAAACCACUAUCCUUCCGAAAUGCCUUAUCGCUGUGAAACUUGCGGAUACAGAACGUCCAGUCACAAAGAUGUUAUUGAUCACUACUACAAAGUUCACGAAAACGGCGAGGGUUUACAAUGUCCUUACUGUUUAAAGGUGAUUCAAUUUGUAUCUGAUGGUGUUGUGAACACGCCAAGUAUUCACGGAUAUCUUCUGCAUAUGCAAAGGCAUAUCGUGCGACGAGAAGAGGGUAGGGGCAACAAAUGUACAAGAUGUUGUCUUUGGUUUAACCAGAGAAGUUCCCUGAAGAAUCAUCAAAUCGAACUUCACGACUAUGUGUCUGGUCCAAAGGUCAUUCCUUACAAAGGCAGCUCUAAUGGAAUAAUGAUAACACGUCAACGACCUCAAGUUAAACGAUUCGAAAAAAUCAAUUUCAAUCCCGAAGUUUGUAAAGAUGUGAAAAAAUGGAAUUCCGGUCCAGUUAAAGUCAAUCUUCCCAGCAAUAGUUUUCCUUGUCAAGAAUGCGAGGAAGAUAUCGAUGAAAUAGAUCAUUAUCCAGGAGAACAGAGAUGCCAACAAUGUCGAUACGUUACAUGCUGUUGGCGAGCUUUUAAGGAACAUCAACAACAAAUUCAUAAUGAGAGGCCAAAAACAACUCUUGUUGUCCCAUCUCCAAUGAUCAGUAUACCACUUGAAAAGAAAAUGCAAUGUCCAUGUAGUUUUGCAACAAACGAUGGAAACUUACUAGCGGCUCACUUGGUGAAAUGCAAAAGAAUAUCUGCAUUUCCUGUCGAAAACACAGGACCCUCGGGUAUGUUAGACAGUUUGGGUCUCGUUCCAAAAAGUGCAUCGGAGGUACGCUAAAAUAUUCUAAAUACUCAAUUAUCUUGCGAAUUAAGUACAAAUCAAAGUGAAGAAGAUAAAAAUAAAUUCGCAGCUAAUUUGGUCGUGAAAAAUAUAAAUCUCAACUAACAAAAAAAAAUCCAUUACUGCUUAUUUCAUAUACUUUAAUAAAUGUUUUAUUUUUUAUUAAGAAAAAAAAAGGUAACAGGAUUACGAAUAAAUGUUUACAAGUACGUAAAACUUUCCCAAAAAUUAAUACAUACAACUAGUCGAAGAAAAUCUAUUAAAUUGUACUUUUUUGAACUCAUAAUAUUAUUUUCUGCAAUAUGUUUCUUUUUUUUUUGUUUAUUAUUGUUUUUCGUACUCGUUUCUAUAAAUAAUUAUACAUUGAGGUGAUUGUUUUAGUAUAUAGUACACAGUGUAAAAGACGAUUCAUUGUAGAAUGAUAAAGGAAUGAUAAGAUUGAGGUUCUCGUGAAGCUUACAUUUUUGAAAUUAUAUUUACAAAAUAACAACUUUUAGAGAAAAAAUUUGAAAGUGUAUAUCUUACCGUGAAUGAAUGCAAAUUUUUGUUUGUUUGUUUGGAAGAUUUAAAAACGAAGAAUGCAACAGCAAUUAAAAUAAGUUUAAUUUUAAUAUUACUUUCUAAUGUAUUCAAAAUAAGCUUACGAAUUUUUUCGAAUUAUACUUCUAUUAAAUGUGUAAAUAAAUUUUGUCACUAUUGUGAAUCUAAA
This is a messenger RNA of Leptopilina heterotoma, 4320 nucleotides long. RefSeq lists its product as uncharacterized. The transcript has 19 exons. Gene Ontology annotation, molecular function: sequence-specific DNA binding; DNA-binding transcription factor activity, RNA polymerase II-specific. Gene Ontology annotation, biological process: regulation of transcription by RNA polymerase II. The coding region runs from base 255 to 3608 and encodes 1117 amino acids. NCBI's taxonomy places the organism in Eukaryota, Metazoa, Arthropoda, Insecta, Hymenoptera, Figitidae. Gene Ontology annotation, cellular component: nucleus. The record is from RefSeq and is a predicted model, not a curated record.